GCAGCGGCCCUUCUACACCAUCACGGAGCAGCUCUAUGGUCGCUGCCGCUUUCCUGGCGGUGUCAUGGCGCCCGGCGUUGAGUUGGCAGGACUGGCCCAGGAAACUGAGGAAAGUCACUAAAGCUGAGAAAGAUUUGUUCCAGUCGUGCGGCAGGGAGUUGUGGGAAUGAGCAGAGGCCUCGUGGGGCCCACGGAGUCCACAGCGGCGAACCCUUGGUGAAGCGCCAGGCCGGGCCUCGGCUUUCUGACGCGGCUGUCGGUGGGAGUGCCGCGUCCUGCAAGUCCUCGGCGUCUGGAUCGGCACCAGCCCCGGCGUUCAGGGACAUUUGGAGCGGACAUCGUUCUCUCCACCCGCAGCGAUGUCGUCCUGGCUCGGGGGCCUCGGCUCCGGCUUGGGCCAGUCUCUGGGUCAAGUAGGGGGCAGCCUGGCUUCCCUCACUGGGCAGAUUUCAAACUUCACGAAGGAUAUGUUGAUGGAAGGCACGGAGGAUGGGCCAGCAGAUUUGCUCAAUUCUGGGAGAGAGGAAAAUGAAGCUACUCAUUCAGUCUUAAGAUCAGAGAAUGAAAGACUUAAAAAGCUUUACACCGACCUCGAGGAAAAGCACGAGGCCUCAGAACUGCAGAUCAAGCAGCAGUCCUCCAGUUACCGCAGCCAGCUGCAGCAGAAAGAGGAAGAAAUCAACCACCUUAAAGCAAGACAGAUUGCACUCCAGGAUGAACUGCUCAGACUGCAGUCGACUGCGCAGUCUGUACAUCCAGGAUCUGGCAGGGUACCAGCAGCCACUGCAUCACCUUCGUUGAGUUAUGGUAUCAGUCAUGUGUCAGCUUUCCAUGAAGAUGACAUGGACUUUGGUGAUGUGAUUUCAUCACAACAAGAAAUAAACAGAUUAUCAAAUGAAGUUUCAAGACUCAAAUCUGAACUUGGACACUGGAGACAUAUUGCUGAGGUGCAGGGAACACAAAGCUCUGAUCAAACCGAAAUCUGCAAGCUGCAAAAUAUUAUUAAGGAGCUUAAACAGAAUCGAAGUCAGGAAAUUGAUGACCAUCAGCAUGAAAUGUCAGUAUUGCAGAAUACACAUCAACAGAAACUGACAGAGAUAAGUCGUCGGCAUCGAGAAGAGCUAAGUGACUAUGAAGAACGAAUUGAAGAACUGGAAAAUCUGUUACAGCAAGGUGGCUCAGGAGUUACAGUAACUGAUCACUCUAAAAUGUAUGAUAUGCAAAACACUAUUCAGAUUCUACAGACGGAGAAAGUAGAAUCUACCAAAAAAAUUGAAGAACUUGAGGAUAAAAUAAAAGAGAUAUAUAAAAGAUUGUCUUCUGCAGAACAUGAGCGAGAAGUGUGGAAGAGGGAACAGGAGCAGCUGGAAGAGGAAAAACGACAGCUGACUGAGCAGUGUGAACGCUUGAAGCUGGAAUGCAGUACAUCACAGCCCUUUGCUCGGGGCCAGAGGGACGUUGUGACAGAGGAGGAGAGGACUCCACCACAGAGUUCCUCAGUCGCAGAGGUCUUGAGAUUACAGCAAGCUUUGACUGAUGCUGAAAAUGAAAUAAUGAGACUAAGUAGUUUAAACCAGGAUAACAGUCUUGCUGAAGACAAUCAGAAACUUCAAAUGUGUGUCCAAAUUUUAGAAAAAGAGAAGUCAUUAUUGAGUCAAGAAAAGGAAGAACUUCAGCUGUCACUUUCCAAACUGAGCAGUGAAUGUGAAGUCAUCACAAGUAUAGCUACAAGGGACGUAGAUUUGCUUUCCCAAGUACGUGACUUGAAACUUAACUUGGAGGAGAAGGAACAAGAACUGAAUCAGAGUAUUCAUGAGAAUGAAGUGCUCACGGCUGAGUUAGAGGAGCUGGACAGGCAGAACCAAGAGGCUACUAAGCAUGUGAUUUUAAUAAAAGAUCAGCUAUCAAAACAACAAAGUGAAGGAGAUAGUGUCAUCAAGAAACUAAAAGAAGAGCUAGAUGAUGGAAAACAGAGAAUCCAUCAACUGGAGGAUGAUAAAAUGAACAUUAUCAAAGAGUUAGACACGCAAAAAGAAAAGCUAAUUCACAGUGAACGGGCGCUAAGUGAUUUACAGUUAACCAAGCAGAAGCUUGAAGAUAAAGUAGAAGACUUAGUAGAUCAGCUAAGUAAAUCAGAGAAAAAUAAUUUCAACCUUCAGAAGGAGAACUGUGAACUGAGGGAACACAUCAGACAAAAUGAGGAGGAGCUGUCCACAGUCAGGAGUGAGUUGACUCGGUCCCAAAGCCAGGACUCUAAUAGUAAUUGGAAGGAUGACUUCCUUAAAGAAAGGGAGACUGAAGUUAGAAACUUAAAGCAGAAUCUUUCAGAAGUAGAACAGCUCAAUGAACAUCUAAAGCAAGUCGCUUUUGAUCUCAGAACAGAAAAUGAAAAGUUGGUUGUAGCAUGUGAGGAUGUAAGAAAUCAGUUGGAAGAGUCUGUUACUGGCAACAGCCAGGUUUCUUUGGAAAGAACUGCCAUGCUGGAGACUCUGAAACAUGAGAAGGCGCAGCUAGAAGCAGAACUGUGUGGAGCUGAAAAGAGGCUGUUGGAAGAAGCAAAGAAAUACAAGCAAACCAUUGAGGAACUGUCCAGCACACGCAGCCUGACAACCUCUGCCUUGCAGCUGGAACAUGAGCACUUAGUUCAGGUCAGUCAGGAAAAAGACUCUGAGAUAGCAGAGCUCAAAAAGAGUAUUGAGCAGAUGGAUACUGACCAUCAGCAGACAAAGGAGUCUUUGUUGUCUAGUUUAGAAGAGCAGAGACAGUUGACACAACUUAUAAAUGAAAAGGAGAUUUGUAUUGUGAAACUUAAAGAAAGAAGUUCACAACUGCAGGGGGAGUUGGAUAAAUGUGCUCAGACCUUAAGAGAAAAUGAGACUCUAAGGCAGACCAUAGAGGAAAAGGAUAGAAGUCUUGGAGCCAUGAAAGAAGAGAACAAUCACUUGCAAGAAGAGCUGGAGCGGAUCAGGGAGCAGCAGAGUCGGACUGUGCCCAUGCCUGAGCCUAGAGCCCUUGACAGCAUCACAGAGCUAGAAUCUGAGCUGUCCAGGCUGCACAUAAUCAAGGAUCAUCUGGAAGAAGAAAUUAAACAUCACCAGAAGAUGAUUGAAGAUCAAAACCAGAAUAAGUUGCAACUGCUCCAGUCUCUACAGGAGCAGAAGAAAGAAAUGGAUGAGUUUAGAUACCAGCAUGAACAAAUGAAUAUCACACACACCCAGCUCUUUUUAGAAAAAGAUGAGGAAAUUAAGAACUUGCAAAAAACAAUUGAACAAAUAAAAGCCCAGUUGCAUGAAGAAAGACGGGACAUUCCAACAGAGAAUUCUGAUAUUUUUCAAGAAACAAAAGUUCAGAGCCUUACUAUAGAAAAUGAAAGUGAAAAGCAUGAUUUAUCCAAAGCUGAAACAGAAAGGUUAGUGAAGGGGAUAAAAGAACGGGAGCUGGAGAUUAAGCUUCUGAAUGAAAAGAAUAUCUCUUUAACUAAACAGAUCGACCAGCUGUCCAAAGAUGAGGUUGGCAAGCUCACUCAGAUUAUCCAGCAGAAAGACUUGGAGAUACAAGCUCUUCACGCCAGGAUUUCCUCAGUUUCCUGUUCUCAGGAUGUUGUUUACCUUCAGCAGCAGCUGCAUGCCUAUGCUAUGGAAAGAGAGAAAGUAAUGGUUGUCUUAAAUGAGAAGACGAGGGAAAAUAGCCAGCUAAAGACAGAAUAUCACAAGAUGAUAGAUAUUAUUAGUGCCAAAGAAGCAGCCCUUAUUAAGUUGCAAGAUGAGAAUAAAAAAAUGUCCACUAGAUUUGAAAGUAGUGGUCAAGAUAUGUUUAAAGAAACUAUUCAGAAUUUAUCACGGAUCAUUCGAGAAAAAGACAUUGAAAUAGACGCACUGAGUCAGAAGUGCCAGACUCUCCUGACAGUUUUGCAGACUUCUGGCACGGGUAGUGAGGUUGGAGGAGUUAAUAGUAACCAGUUUGAGGAACUCUUACAGGAACGUGAUAAGCUAAAACAGCAGGUGAAGAAAAUGGAGGAGUGGAAACAGCAGGUGAUGACCACCGUCCAAAACAUGCAGCACGAGUCAGCCCAGCUUCAGGAAGAACUUCAUCAGCUCCAGGCCCAAGUUUUGGUCGACAGUGAUAACAAUUCUAAACUACAAGUGGGCUACACUGGCCUGAUCCAGAGUUAUGAGCGGAAUGAAACCAAACUGAAGAAUUUUGGGCAGGAAUUGGCACAGGUUCAGCAUAGCAUAGGGCAGCUUUGUAAUACCAAGGACCUUCUUUUAGGAAAACUUGAUAUUAUGUCACCCCAGCUCUCUCCUGGCUCAUCGCUUACUGCUCAGUCGGCAGAGCCUCUUAAGGCAGGCCAGUCUGCUGGGCCAUGUGAGCCUUCUCAGCUGCUUCAACAAGAAGUGGAUGAUCUGAGACGGUCACUGCAGGAAAAAGAUGCCACAAUUAGAACUCUUCAGGAAAACAACCACAGACUGUCAGAGUCCGUGGCUGCCUCCUCGGAGGUGGGAAGAAGAGAACAUGAACAAACGGAUUCGGAAAUCAAGCAGCUGAAGGAGAAACAAGAGAUUUUACAAAACUUACUUAAGGAAAAAGACCUCUUAAUCAAAGCCAAAAGUGACCAGUUACAUUCUUCAAAUGAAAAUUUCACUAACAAAGUGAAUGAAAAUGAGCUUUUGAGGCAGGCAGUGACAAAUUUAAAGGAGAGAAUAUUGAUUUUAGAAAUGGACAUUUCUAAAUUAAAAGGGGAAAAUGAAAAAAUAGUAGAAACUUCCAGGGGGAAGGAAACAGAAUACCAGGCAUUACAAGAGACCAACAUGAAGUUUUCCAUGAUGUUACGAGAAAAAGAGUUUGAAUGCCAUUCGAUGAGAGAGAAGGCGCUUGCUUUUGAACAGCUAUUGAAAGAAAAAGAACAGGGCAAGGCUGGGGAGUUAAAUCAACUUUUAAAUGCAGUUAAAUCAAUGCAGGAGAAGACAGUUACCUUUCAACAGGAGAGAGACCAAGUUAUGCUGGCCCUGAAACAGAAGCAAAUGGAAAACACUACACUACAGAAUGAGGUUCAACACUUACGUGACAAAGAGUCCCGGUUAAACCAGGAGCUACAGAGAUUGCGCGACCACCUCUUAGAGUCAGAAGAUUCUCACACCCGGGAAGCUUUGGCUGCAGAAGAUAGAGAGGCCAAACUGAGGAAGAAAGUCACAGUGUUGGAAGAAAAGCUAGUUUCAUCCUCUAAUGCCAUGGAAAAUGCAAGUCAUCAAGCCAGUGUGCAAGUAGAAUCUUUGCAAGAACAAUUGAAUGUGAUCUCCAAGCAGAGGGAUGAGACUGCCCUACAGCUUUCUGUUUCUCAGGAACAAGUAAAGCAGUAUGCUCUGUCACUAGCCAACCUGCAGAUGGUUCUCGAACACUUUCAACAAGAGGAAAAAGCUAUGUAUUCUGCUGAAUUAAAAAAGCAAAACCAGCUCUUAGCUGAGUGGAAGAAAAAAGCAGAGACUCUGGAAGGAAAAGUGUUAUCGCUGCAGGAACGUUUGGAUGAAGCAAAUGCUGCAUUGGAUUCAGCCUCAAGACUUACAGAACAGUUAGAUCUAAAAGAAGAACAAAUUGAAGAACUUAAAAAGCAAAAUGAGCUCCACCAAGAGAUGCUGGAUGAUGCGCAGAAGAAGCUGAUGAACUUAGUGAGCAGCACAGAAGGAAAAGUGGACAAAGUCCUCAUGCGAAACCUCUUCAUUGGUCAUUUCCACACACCUAAAAAUCAGCGUCACGAAGUGCUGCGACUAAUGGGGAGCAUCCUAGGUGUUAAAAGGGAGGAAAUGGAGCAGUUGUUUGCUGAAGAUCAAGGAGGUGUUACUCGCUGGAUGUCUGGAUGGCUUGGAGGAGGAUCGAAAAGUGUGCCCAGUACACCACUGAGACCAAGUCAGCAGUCCGUGUUUAACAGUUCUUUUUCAGAACUUUUUGUUAAAUUUCUGGAAACAGAAUCUCAUCCAUCUGUCCCACCCCCAAAACUGUCAGUUCAUGACUUGAAACCUCUGGAUUCUCCAGGAAGAAGGAAAGUUGAUGCCAGCAUUCCUGGAAGCUCCAAAGGUGUAGCAGAACCCAGGGCAGGAAGAAGAACAGAUCUGAGUCCAUUCUUGGCUCCCCGCUCAGCAGCUGUGCCCCUUAUUAACCCAGCUGGACAUGGACCUGGUGGGCCCGGGCAUCUUCUUUUGAAGCCCAUCUCAGAUGUGCUCCCCACGUUUACACCUCUGCCAGUGUCGCCUGACAACAGCGCUGGCGUCGUAUUGAAAGACCUUCUAAAGCAAUAGGAAGCUCUUGAGCCAGAGACUAUAGCACUUUAAGGAAACUAUGAACACUGUCUGUGUGAACUUUACCACAAAGUGGCCUUCUGGAAAGAGACAUUAUUUGUAAUUGUAAUUUCUCUGUUAAUAAAAAUAUUCUUAAUGCUUUUAGAAAUCGCAGAUGUCAGAAGAGUAAGUAACUGAUACAUAAUCUGCUUUUUUUUUUCACUUCAUGAUUUUACCUCAUUUAAAACUAGAAACAUUUGGUUUACUUUUUAAUUUACAAAACUCUAAAAAGGAAGGGCAAGAAUAACUGUCUGCUUUUAUUUCCUUGGAUUUUCAGGCUCAUUUAAUAUAGGGGCAUGUGGUUCAUCUUUCUUUACAAGAUAAGGAAUUUAUUUUCCCCACUCCCCACCCCCCAAAAAAGGUGCCUAAGCAGAGAAUGCUCUGCCGUGUCUGUCAGCCACCUGUAGAGGGCCUGGUGUAGGGAGAGGACGAAGCUGGUCCUGAGAGGUUGGGGUUGUCCCGAGACAAAGUGGGUAUUGGUUCUAUGCAAUUUUAUCAUGUGUGUAGAUUCAUCUGGCCAUCGCAGUUAAGACCCAACUCUUCAUCAAAGGGUCCCCUGAGCUACCCUUUUCUAACUCUUGCUGCCCCAUUAGUCCCUGAAAACCACUAACUAUCACCCUCUAUAAUUUUGUUAUUCUGUGAAUGCUGUUUAAAUGAAAUCACGUGUUAAUGUACCCUCUUGAGAUGGGUUGAGAUGGGUUGAGGUGGGUUGAGGUGGGUUGAGGUUGGUUGAGAUGGGUGUUUUCAUGUAGCAUAGCUCCCUUUGAGGUCCAUCCAAGUUGUUUCAUGGACUGGUAGUUUGUUUCUUUUUAUGGUGGAAUCUAUGAUGUCAGUAAAUGGUAUCAUUUAGUUUCAAAAGCUGAACUGUCCUUUUUAAAGUAUCAUCUAAAACUACAGGUUUCCAGCAGGGCCUGGGGUGUAUGGUUAGUCUUAGCACUUGGGAGGCAGAAGCAGGCAGAUUCUUAGGAGUUGUCAGGCUGGCCAGAGCAAAAGCCAUAGUGAGACCCUGGCUCAACACACACACCACAAAACCAAAUGAAAAACCUGAAGGUUUCCUUGCAUAAAUGCACAAAGUCAUAUAACUUUCAUGUAAGUGUUACACUGUACGGCUGCAUCCACAUAGCCCUUAGACCACAGUUAGCAGUGUCUGGAGACCCACCACCUGCCUCUGGUUGAGCUUCAGCUGUCUAGGGUGUAGCUCCCCAUGCAGUGCACCAGCACCAGGGGGUUGGAACUUAAAGCCACUAUUUCUGGAUUGUUUUUUACAAAGCCUAACAUGAAAGAAAAAAAUCCUGACUCGCAGCUUUUGUUGGCUCAGGAUCUUCAUAUAUGUAUUAAUUGUUGACGAUGUGCAUUGAAGUCAUUUCUUACAUAGUUUGUAAGUUCAGAUAAGCCUUUAAAACAAAAAAGCCUGUAUAGAAAGAAAGGGUGGAAACCAGACCGAUGCAGAAAUGUCAACAGUCCUGGCACCUGUUGGAGCCAAGCUGGGUUGUUUGUGAAUUUACCUAUGAUAAGCUGUGUAUUUUUAAUGCCUUUUAAAGACUGGAGGUUUGUGUUUUAAUGAUGUGUUGAUGGUUAAAAUACCUUUUUCUGAAAAAUUAAGUAACUGAGGUCAUGCUGCUUCCUGGUGUCACCUGUGUCUUAACUAACUUAUUUGUGGUUGGUUCCCUUCUCUGCUACAUGGUAGGAAAAGUAAAGCUGCUCUCACCAGUUUUGCCAGCGUUACAGAUGCCCCUCAAUUUACAGUGGACCACAGCCCACUAACCCAUUGUAAUUAACAUCUUGAGUUACGCAUUCAUUUGCUGUACCCAGUUGUCAGCUGGCCUGGUUUAGCACGGCUGCUUCCUCUCAGGACCAUGAGGCUGACCAGGCUCCCACUGUAGGUAGCACUGAGAAAAGAGAAAUUCCAGAUCUGAAGCAUGAUUUCUGCUUAGUGUGUAUCAUUUUGGUAAACCCCAAAAUUGAAACAGUUAAGCCAUUGUAAGUUGAGGAUCUACUGGUACAGGGGUUUGUAUGUUCCUUAAAAAGUCACUCUCACUAGUCUGGAUCAUUUGCUAUGUGCCAGGGAAUUUUAAGUUCCACGUGAAACAGCCAAAAGACCAGUUUUUACAUUAAGAAGAAAGGGGAAAGAUGUAAAAUGUUUUCUUUUAAAGAGGAGGUACAUGGUGGAUAUUUAAACAAUGUGUUUUAUAUUUGAAAUAUCUUUUAUGAUGUUUGAAGUUCCUUGACCGAAACCACCUUGCCCUCCCUACCCUUUUACAUAGCCUAAGUUUGAAAACUGUCGUGGGGGCCUCCACACCCAGGUAUCAAAGAACAAGGUAUCACAUGGCUGCUAUUGAAGUAUAGGACUUGUCCGAAAGCUGCGGUACCUGAUGUCUGUCUUGUAUGCAUGCUAAGUGUGCAUUGAUCUAAACCAGACGUAACUCAUAGCCUUUCUGAACUAAGUGUCAUCAGAGAGGAACCAUCUGCUCAAGGAAACUUCUUAGCAGAGAGUGAGAAGCAUGCACUUUGAGUUACCCACGGGACACCCACCAGUGGUAUGCUGACUGCAGUGUGGCAAUGCAGUAAGUCUGCUCUUGGUAUCUUCCAGCACUCUGUAGAAUAUGUGGUUGAAUUUUGCAUCAGAUGCCACAGGCUUACAGCACUGUUGAUAUCUCUGUGUGCUUCGUAGAAUUUGCGAUUGAAUUUUGCAUCGGAAGCCACAGUUCUUCACAACAUUCCUAAUGGUUUUCAAGUACAACGAAAUAGACUAUCAAGAAUUCACCCUGCCAUUGGAGCUGAUUGAAUGUAAUCACUAGCAUGUACUUCUGUGAGUUUCCCUUCCUGACAUUCUUGUUUGUUUUUUAAAAGGGGGGAAAACAAAGCACAGAGGCAAAAAGAGAUGGCAUGCAGCUAUCCAGUUAAACAUCUUUUAACCUUCCAAAGGAUUCAAGAGCAUUCAAAUGCAUACCCGGUCAGCUACAGAGUAAGCUUUACCCAGGCACAAGGAAAGAGAUGAAAACCAUAGACAGUGCUGCAUUUAAACUGGGUUUUUAAAAGAAAUUUUCAUAUAUCAAAGCAUUUAAAGCAUCUUCUAGCAACAAAAAUUUAUCUUCUGUAAAUAUCGGUUAAGUUAGGUAAUAUUUAUUUUAUAUAUUCCUAUGGAAAAAUAAUGAUCAUUGUAAUGUUGAUAUUUGUGAUGAUUUGUCAGUCUUUACAUCUUAACUUAUUGUGAUUUAAUCAUUAAAAUUGAUACAUUGUCUUUUGAUUUAUAGGAAAAUAAAUGUGUAUCAUAAGAUUCGGUUGCGUUUUCUACAGAGCUAAAGCCAGUGCACUCUUGAAUUUCUCAAGAGCAUUGUAAGGCAGAAAAAAAAACAAAAAAAACCAACAACCCUCCAAAUAAAAAUGAUUUAAGUUGGCCGUGUCUUCAUCCACAAUAAAAAACACUU
Messenger RNA from Onychomys torridus (southern grasshopper mouse), 9757 nucleotides. It is a transcript of the gene Trip11, whose product is annotated as thyroid hormone receptor interactor 11. Gene Ontology annotation, molecular function: small GTPase binding. Gene Ontology annotation, cellular component: Golgi apparatus. Lineage: Eukaryota; Metazoa; Chordata; Mammalia; Rodentia; Cricetidae. The transcript is spliced from 21 exons. Gene Ontology annotation, biological process: endoplasmic reticulum to Golgi vesicle-mediated transport; Golgi organization. The record is from RefSeq and is a predicted model, not a curated record. The coding region runs from base 360 to 6290 and encodes 1976 amino acids.